Molecule: messenger RNA, 2636 nt
Organism: Macrosteles quadrilineatus (aster leafhopper)
Lineage: Eukaryota; Metazoa; Arthropoda; Insecta; Hemiptera; Cicadellidae
Product: amyloid protein-binding protein 2-like
Exons: 11
Coding region: 472-2205 (577 amino acids)
Biological process (GO): intracellular protein transport
Molecular function (GO): protein binding
Source: RefSeq, a predicted model, not a curated record
UCAGUCACUAGUCAGUCAGUAGGAGUAGAGUGGUAGUUCGCUUCGCUGAAGACUGUGAAGGAAGACCCAAGUUUUCCUAGUUGCCUGCCAAAGCCAAACACAAAGAUAAAAGAUAUAGAUAGAUAAAGAUCAGAUAAUACAAACAUACAUACAUUUAAGGAGAGACAAUCACAAUGUCAGAAAAUUGAAAUAUCACGAAAGGAAAGGAACGGGAAUGUCCUCGAUCUUGACAGUGAUGUCGAUGUCAGGUUUUUUCAUGCCAUGCAAGUGAGAUAGGCGAUAGGAAUCAAGGGAUCACUGUUCAGGCUCAUCAUUUUAUAAGUUGAUAGCAAGAACCAUCAAUUUUAACCUCGAACACAGCAGCUGCUACAAGAUGAAGAUUUGUUGAAGUGUUUUGAUUUUCGUUACAACACAAUUGUCGUGUCUUUGUGUCUUAUUUCUAUUUAGUUAAGUUUUAAAAUUAACGACAAAAUGUCGAAUCCAGUACCUGUAUUAUCAUUAUAUGACAUUAGCAUUAGGUCCAUAAUGGACUUUUACAACUGCUUCAAAAAUGAUCCAGAUUUUAAAAUAUUACCAGAAAAUAUGCUGUUUGAUGUCUAUUAUAUGUUUUAUAGAGAAAAACGUCUGUGCUUGUUAGGAGUUGAAUUCGGUGACUUAGAUGUCUUUGCCAGAAUGUUAAAAGUUUCAAAUAAAAGGCUCCAGUUACUUAAAAGUUUUCAGACUUUGAUGGACCAUGGGACGCAAGUUGCCAAGGAGCUGUCCAACAGUUAUCGUAUCAGAACUGCGCUGGAGAUGCCCACAUUGCCACAAAAAAUUAGUGUCAUAGACCUUGGAAUCAGCCUAGGAGGGUUCCUCAAUGAAGCUGGGUGGUUCCAUGAGAGUGAACAAGUGCUGUCAGCUUGUCUGUGCUUGUGUAACACACUGCCAGAUCAGCCCUCCAUGUGGCGCAAGUCUCUAGAGUGCUGCCAUAAGUUGCUGCAUGCACAGGCUGUCUAUUGCAUGAUUGAACCUGCAGAGCAGACCAGACAGAUGGCUGCAGAGCUGGCAGAAAAGCUGUUUGCUGCAGGAGAGACCAUGAAUCUUGCUGGACUCUAUUCUGAAUUCUCCCUUUAUUCCUUCACCAAAAGCAACUAUGAUGAGGCGUUCAAGUGGAGUAUGCAGGCUAUCCAGGAGCUGAACGAGCACUGCUCUCCUCGGGUGACCAUUGAGGCUCUUAGCCAGGCCAGCAAGGCGUGUAUUGUCAAGCGAGAGUUUGUCAAGGCAGGGGAGCUGGUAAGACAAGCUGUACACCUAGCCAGGGAUAUCUAUGGACCACAACAUCCCAAGUUUGCAGACACACUGUUGGACUAUGGCUUCUACCUGCUCAACAAUGACUGUAUCAAACAGAGUGUCGCUAUCUAUGAGGAAGCACUGGCUCUCAAGAAAGCCCUGUAUGGUCGUUACAACCUACAUGUGGCAGUUGCUCAGGAAGAUCUUGCCUACGCUCUCUACGUGCACGAGUACAGUUCAGGCAACUUCAGGAUUGCAAGAGAGAAUGCAGAGAAAGCCAUUCGUCUGAUGAAGCAGCUGCUGCCUGAGGAGCAUCUGAUGCUGGCAUCUGCACAGAGAGUGCAUGCUCUCAUCCUGGAGGAGAUUGCUCUGGACAACAUCCCUGGAACUAGCUACGCCACAUCAACAGAACUGCUGAAAACUGCGGAAAAGUUACACAAAAAUGCUUUGAGACUAACUCGACUUUCCUUUGGAGAAGACAAUGUUCAAACUGCAAAACACUAUGGCAACUUAGGCCGCCUGUAUCAGAGCAUGAGGCAAUUUAAGGAGGCAGAGCAAAUGCAUCUGAAAGCUAUUGCAAUAAAGGAGAAGCUUGUGGGCCCAGAAGACUACGAGGUAGGCUUGUCCGUGGGACAUCUUGCUAGUCUGUACAACUACCACAUGCAUGAGUACCGCAAGGCUGAGCAACUCUACUUCCGCUCCAUCAAAAUCAAUCUGCAACUGUACAGUGCCACAUACUCUGGCCUAGAGUAUGACUAUCGAGGGCUGAUCCAUGUAUAUGAUAAGCUGGGACAUCGAGACAAAGUUUCAGAGUACAUGGUCCUUCUUACCAAGUGGAAGGAGCUACGCGAAUGCCUUGCUCUUAGAGAGACCUCACCUCUAGUACUAGAAGAAGGACCUAAAACCCUGGCUUAUAUCAAACAGCUUGUUGCCUGAACACUUCUUAAUGGAUAUUUCCUACUUUUUAAAAACUUGACAAGAUUUUGUGAAGACUUAAAAGAUACUGCCUCUGUCUAACCACACAUUAAGUUGUAGUUUAUAUUUGUGGUAUUAUAGCAGUUCAAUGUAAUGAUAUAUAAUAAUUUUUUAACUUUAUGAUGUUGAUAUUUGUUACAUAAUUUCAUAUUUUUUAUUUGAGUUUAAGAAAGUUUUAUGAGUAAAUAGUUAGGCAUUUUAAACUUGUCGAUUAACAGCAUUAGAUUCAUGGGAUAUCACAAUGAACUCGGUAUGAUCUAUAAAAAAGAAAUAUUUAUUGAGUUUACGCUGAUUUUAUUUUGUUUUCUCAUUUUAAAAACUAGUUUCUUUUGAACCAAGCAACUUAAUAUUUUGGAUCAAUCUUAAAUGUUAGACCAGCCUAUUGGAAAGAG